Messenger RNA from Xiphias gladius (swordfish), 1296 nucleotides. Its product is annotated as multicilin. The transcript is spliced from 7 exons. Bases 214 to 1296 code for a protein of 360 amino acids. The record is from RefSeq and is a predicted model, not a curated record. Gene Ontology annotation, cellular component: nucleus. Lineage: Eukaryota; Metazoa; Chordata; Actinopteri; Istiophoriformes; Xiphiidae. Gene Ontology annotation, biological process: negative regulation of cell cycle; negative regulation of DNA replication.
GGUACCACUUCACACUUCAGACCAGAAAAAACCGUUAGCCUGCACCAAUUUAAUCUCCGAGGACGCUGUCUCUCCCUGGAGACCAAAUAAGUGCAUUUGAUUGGGCCAAAAGUAUGAAACCGCGGCAUGGAGAGAUUCAAACCGGGAGAACGUCGACUAUAUUAGCUCUAUAUCAAAUCAUGUCCCUUCAGUUCUGCAGUCAGAGGGGAACCGAUGGAGAUUUCAAGAGACAGAAAAGUGUUGGGGGCUAUCUGCCACAGGCAAAUGACCCAACAGGGGAGGAGAGAUGCGGUAAACAAGAAGGGCAAAGUGCUGGUGCCACGGAGCAGCAGUCCAGUCACUGUGUACGUUGAGCUCCCCGGCAUCAUUGAACAAGCUUUUUCAACAAUUGCAUGGGAUGAUUUAGAAGACUGCUCCUCUGCAGUGAGACGGGAGAGCGAUUCCCUCGACUCUCAGGUGAAUGAAUCUGACGCAGAUGACCAAGACUUUGGAGAGUAUGCGUUGGAUUUCAUGGCAGAGUCCCCUGCCACACUUGAGAGCAGUCUGUCUCCGGCUGAACUGGUGCCAUUUCAGGGAUGUGUCAUACCUCCCCUCAGCCCCCAGCGAGACUUCUCCCCGGAGGACAAUCUCAUUAACUCCUUCACAGAGGCAGGCGACCCACCUGUCCAGGAUGGCGCUCUCUGGGAGGGCAUCGCCCAUUGUCAUGUCAGGGCACUGGGACACUCUAUGGAAGUCAACAAUCAGCUCCAUGAGACUCUUCAGAGACGACUGGAAGAGAUCGACUCCCUCCAGGAGAGAAACCUUCACCUCAGGCAGCUGGCCAGUCGCGCGAAGCACCUGGCCUCCGUGCUCGAGAAGCUGAUGACAGUCGGAGACCCAAACGUUAGAGAGCCAGCGCCGCCUGGCGGUGAUGAAACCUCACCGAGUCCCCGUAAGCGGCAGCGGCUGGAUGAGGGAUACGAGACGGGAUCCUCUGACUCAGUGGCGGACAUGCUGAGGGACGUCAGCACCCGCUGCAACGCCGUCCUGCACAGCACCGCCACCGGAGCGCGGGCGCGGCGGGAGUCGGAGACCGUACGCGUGUUCGGCGCCUUCGCGGGCCUCCACGCGUCGGUCUCCCGGGGCGGCAGCACGGCGAUUGGCGGAGCAGAGGCCGAGGAGAGCGUCUCAUCUUUCAGAACCGCCGUUAGAGAGCACUGCACGAUAAGGACUCAGGUGUUUCCUCACGGACGUGCCUUUACCUCGAGGACUCAGGAGGGUGGAUACCGCUUUCGCUGGGUUCCCGACCACAGCUGA